Molecule: messenger RNA, 4115 nt
Organism: Elgaria multicarinata webbii
Lineage: Eukaryota; Metazoa; Chordata; Lepidosauria; Squamata; Anguidae
Gene: MAVS
Product: mitochondrial antiviral signaling protein
Exons: 7
Coding region: 106-2181 (691 amino acids)
Source: RefSeq, a predicted model, not a curated record
CCCAAGGCCGCUACCUCGCUCGUGUGUCCUUCUCCCACCGCCGCGCUUCUCCUGCGAUCCGACGUCUCCCGUUGCAGGCGAGUCAAGGGCAGUCACUAGCUGAAGAUGGGCUUUGCUGAGGAAAAAUUAAUAAAGUAUAUUAAUAAAAACUUGCGAAAGUUCGAGUGCAUCCGCGUGGAGCAAUUACUGCUGCAUCUGCCUUGCCUCACUGAAAUGGACAAGCAAGAGAUUAAAGCGCACGUGGCCAAAAGCGGGAACAAUAUUUCUGUGUGGGAGCUCUUUCAACGCCUGCAGAUCAGGGAAAACUGGGUGUGGCAACUCUUAGAUGCUCUCGAAGAGGACAACAUGGGACACCUAGCUCGUGAGCUACGAGAAGUUUACAACUCCCACCUGCUCCCUCCUCGAAACAACGCUUCAGCAAGCGCCAACCCGCCCGCUGGGAGUAAUAUUCCCCGGCCCCCAGAGUCCAGUGCCCCGGCCUCCAAUCUGUGCUCUUCUGCUGUACCAGCUCCUUCUCCUCUGCAUAACAUGUGGAGCUCUAGUGGUGCCCAGGCUCCUUCACCCGUGCCUUCAGAAGCCCUGGGGGCCGUGUACACCUCACAUGACAUGGAUGAUUACAGUGCUCCCGUUCAAGAAACCGAGCUUCCGUUGAAGAGCUGCGAGAUGGUGGUAAAACCGAAGACCACAGCCAGUGGUCCCAGGAAGCCAGAAUCUUCCAAGAAAAGUGCAGCAUCAGCAUCUAAGCUCAGAGAUGAAGGGGAGAAACCAACUGAUACCCAAGCCACAUCAGCUACAAACGUAUCUCCGGCGCCUUUGACUCGAGGCCACGUGGGAGAGAAGCCCAAGGAGGCAAUGCCAAAUGCACCACGCUCCUCAAGUUCUGAUGCAGCUGGUUCGGAACAGAAAUGGGACGGCCGCCAGCAACGGCCUGUUUGCGUGAAAAAUGGGUAUUUUGGCAACUUGAAUCGCCCGACAGACAACGGUGGGCCUCCAGCACCAGCUGCUGUUUGUAGCCCCGGGAUUCCCAGUAAUCAGCCGGAGGAGAAUUCCUACAGCUCUUCUGACAGCCCCCCGUUGGCUUCAAGUUUGCUAGGUGAGAGGCGGGCUGAAGAAUUGCUUAAGGAAGACAAGAUCCAAGGCCUGCAGGGAUAUCAAAACGAGAGGCUGUUGGCUGCUCCGGUGGACGCCAGCAGCCCCUUCAACCUGCAAAGACGGUUUGACAUAGGGCUGGAAGGAUCCCGGGGUCAACAGGAAGGCAGUGGUCAUGCUGCAGCGGUGGAUUUUGAUGAAAGCCCUGAAUCCGGCCCAACAGGCAGUGUACCUGGAAAUCUCCUGAGAAGAGGGCUUGCAGCUCCUCCGAGUGAUGUGUACUCCAGUGAUCUCAAACCUCCCAUUCAAGAGGGAAAGAUGCCUUUUGACGAGCCGGACGGCACGGUCACUGCCCCUGUGCACGAGGAGGUGACUUUGCUUUCAAACACCGCAGACUGGAGCACUCCGCCUUCACGUGGGAACGGGAGCAGUGUCCAUUGCCUUCACAGAGAUAACCAUAUCUUCAAUAGCAAUUAUGAUAGCGAUGUGCCCUGCAAACCUAGCGUCCUGCUUUCAGAAUUAGAUGAAGGUGUGGCAGGACAGUUGAGCAGUCCAGAGACCGACCCCGAAUAUUCUGGCAGUUCGUCCAGAUUUCGCCUCAGCAGUGAGUUCUCUUCAACAAAUGACCCGAUAUUGCUGAGUGAAUCCAGCCAAAAGGGUCAGUCGGAUGAGUUGAGCCCCUGUCCGGCUGUAGGUAACAUUUCGGGGAGAAGUGUGACAGACGGAGCAGGUGACGCUUCUCCUCCGCCUGUGCGUGACAACCUCCAGGACGACAACUCCAUCCGAAACUACACCUUCCAUCUGGCGGAGAAUCCCAGCGCUGACCUUACCGGCGCACCUGAUGUGCUUGCUUUGGGUACCAAUCCGAGGAUUCGAUCUCCGGAUACCUCCUCCGGCGCGGUGCCUGGACGUCAUCUCGUCCAAAGUCCCACUUCCCGCCCUGAGAAUUCCGAGGAUCUCCUCGCAAACGAGCGAGACGGUGCCGCCGCGCUGCCGCCGCCACCGCCCGCAAACGAUUAUAACUUGCUCCUUGCUGUUUUCGCCCUGGCGUGUGUCGCAGCCGUGGCUUUUGCGCUGUACAAAAAGAAAUAGAAGCUCGGCUUACGAAACGCCUCCCAGCCUCCUAAACAUCAGUAAUGAAUCUCGUGCAUAGCCAAGCGUUAUAAAGUUUUCCCUGCCCACCAAUGAUUUAUGCUGGGUGUCCAAAAAACCAGGGGCGGGGGGAAUGGAAAGACCAUUGGUUCCUUUCAAUAUACUUUCCCCUCGCGGAUGUUCUGUGAUGCUCACAGCAUUGGAUUAUCCUUUUGCACUUGCCAGUUGCCUUAACGUGCACUUCCUUUAAUCCAGGGCUGGUCUGGCUUCAGGCUUCUGGGAUCUUCGUUUUUCGCUAGAACCCUGAGGUCCACGGACAGGAGCCAGCUGCAAAAUAGGGGCUCAUACUGCUAGUUUUAUGCUGUUAAGGAACAGGGGGUGACUCUAAGCACAUACUCUGCCCAGCAGUUUGUGAUCAAUAGCCCAACCAAGCUUGCACAUUCUUUCACCCAAAAAUCCAUACCUAGUUCCCCCCACCCUCAAGAGUUCUUUAUCUGGGGUGGGGUGGGGUGGGGGUGGGAAUAGUUGCUGCUGCUUUGGAAACCCUGACCAACCCACUGCAAAUCACCCAGAGAUCUACUGGAAGACCCAUCUCCUGCCCACACCCUUGCGUUACUCCACCCUUGAAUGCGGCUUAAAGAAUUGGACUUUUUAUUGUGAUGGGUGGUAUUUCGUACCUGGAUGACCCUGGCGCAAUUGGUGACGUCACCUCCUUGGCAGGCACAGGCGGACAACCUCCCUCGUGACCCAAUGCAUCUGGUAGAUCUCUCCGGUGGAAAGAUGUACUGCAUUAAAAAAAUAAAAUAAUCCGAACGAUACAAUGCAUUGCUUUUGGAGAAAUUAUGCCGCACCCUUCUGCCAACUCUGGUGGCGCUCUUAUGUUUUAGCUGCUCUUCGCUUUCGGAUUCCGGGGCAUAAUACAAUUGCUUACCGCCUACUGGAGAUAAAGAAGAGGGUAUGCUUAUUUCCCAUCAUGCCUUAGGCUUAAGAGCUUCAUGAGGGCGUUGAUUGGCUACUGUUGGGAGCAGGGCUUGAUGGACUUUUGAGGCUGCCUUUGCGUCGGGGGAGUGACAACUAGAGCAAUGGGAAUCUAGCGCUUGAAAGUGCAACUGGAAACUAGUGCAAACCAUCAGUUCUGGAAUAGGUCUGGACAAGGGAGCUGCAUUGAUUGAUCCCAUUCCGGAAGGGCUCCUUUGAGCUAGUUUCCUGGGUUGUGCUACGAAGCGGUAGCUUCGCGUUGUGCUAGUGAUCACUCCCAUGGUCUGAUCCAGCAAAGACAGGUUGCUUGGUUUCAGCUGAUCUUCAGCAGAAGAUUUAUAAAGGGUCUUGUAUGGUAGCACCUGAUUCUUUUCUUCCUUUAAUAUCUGUCUUCGGGUUCCUCCACCCCCCUCCAUCAUUCCUCAGGCUUAGUAGAAUUGCCCAAGUGCCUAAAAAAAACAGCAUUUUCUUUUUAAGUAUUAAAAGAAAGAAAAGAAAUAUUUUCCCCCAGCCCUGCUUUUUCUGCAACCAGUUAAGAUAUACUUCCCCAACCUGGUGCAUGCCAAUGACUAUGCUAGUUGAGGAUGAUGGGUGCUGAAGGUCAAUACACCUGAUAGGCACCAGGUUGGGGCAGGCGUAAGACCAGGGGCUCUAUUUGAACUCAAGUUUGUACUUGUGUUUGUUAUUUAUUUAUUGCAAAUUUUGUAUCCUGCCUUUCCAUUUCUUGAAAACACCAAAAACAUGUCCAACCCUAAGAAGAGCAAAAAGUAAAAUCGACAGUGAUACGAGAGCUACAGAAAAGGUUCAAAAUUCUUCCUACAAUGGCAUACCGUUCCCCCUUCCUAGACAUCUUCCAUCCCUCUUCCGUUGUUAGCAAAGCUUUCCUUUAAUAAAAACAUUGUGAGAUUGUACCAUUCUUCCUGCCUGCCUCCCAGCGGCCUGGUCAUCUGAAGAUU